Messenger RNA from Poecilia latipinna (sailfin molly), 5422 nucleotides. Its product is annotated as FERM, RhoGEF and pleckstrin domain-containing protein 1-like. Gene Ontology annotation, cellular component: cytoskeleton. Gene Ontology annotation, molecular function: guanyl-nucleotide exchange factor activity; cytoskeletal protein binding. The transcript is spliced from 27 exons. NCBI's taxonomy places the organism in Eukaryota, Metazoa, Chordata, Actinopteri, Cyprinodontiformes, Poeciliidae. The record is from RefSeq and is a predicted model, not a curated record. Bases 619 to 4758 code for a protein of 1379 amino acids.
CCCGUCUUAUACUGUAAAGUGUAAAAAUGAACCAUUUUAACAUGCGCACCAAACAAGUUUGCCAAAGGUGUGUUGCUGCUGCACAGGCCACUAGAUGGUGCUGUUGUUCCUCCCCAGAGUCUCUGGUUCGUGUCAGAAGGUGGAGGUGCAGCACCUCCUUCAUUGUCUGAGCAAGAACCAACGGGAGAAGAUCCUGCUCGCCGCUCGCUUUGGUGAAAUCCCGUCUCUCUCCGCGGCUCACUCGCUCAGACGGCCGUCAUGGCGACCGCAGAGAGCCUCUGUUGCGGGGCUAACCGCGUUUAAAAACUCCCUUGGGAUUCACAUUUUCUCUCCUUGCGCCGGGACGUGGAUGUAAUAUCUUCAUUUCAGCUGCGGGAAAUAGUUUGGCUUGGUCAAGCCCGCAUUACCAGAAAAGAGAAGAAGGGUGUGGAUGGCAUUGCACGAAUUUUCCUCAUCAGACGCAGCAGCAAUCGCUCAGGUUUCCUCUCCGUAAUUUGAUUCGUGGAUCACCGUGACAUUUAAAUGAUCAAUACCUCACCAGGAAGUGUGCAAAUGUGAUCUGUCAGCUUAGUUUCCACAGUGCGUGUCCAGUUUUUGCAGCGAACAUCCCAGAGCACCAUGGCAGAGCCAGACCCAGAGAACCUGUCUUCUGGAGCAGGUCAGCGUCUUGGAGCCCCUGAGACUCUUGGCAUUAGUACAUUGGACCCAGGCCACAAGCCUCCGGCUAUGCCCCCUGGACGACAUGUCACUGUCACUGUCCGUAUGUUGGAUGACACGGAAGAGGUUUUUGACGUCUCGCAAAAAGCGUCGGGCAAGGUGCUAUUUGACCUGGUGUGCUCCCACAUGAAUCUGAUUGAAGGCGACUACUUUGGCCUGGAGUUUCAAAACCACAAAAGCAUGAUGGUUUGGUUGGACCACAUCAAACCAAUUAUUAAGCAGCUUCGACGACCGAAAAACACAACCCUGAGGUUCAGUGUGAAGUUUUUCCCCCCUGACCAUGCGCAGCUGCUGGAGGAGCUGACGAGGUACCUGUUUGCCCUCCAGAUCAAGCAGGAUCUCUCCAGUGGACGCAUGACGUGCAACGACACCAGCGCGGCUCUGAUGGUCUCCCACAUCAUCCAGUCUGAGAUUGGGGACUUUGACGAGAGCCACUGCCGCUCACACCUGCUAAACAACAACUACAUUCCAGAUCAGAUGCCCCUGAUCGACAAAAUCAUGGAGUUUCACUCAAAGCAUAUAGGUCAGUCACCAGCAGAGUCAGAUUUUCAGUUAUUGGAGGUUGCUCGCAAGCUGGAUUUUUACGGGAUUCGGCUGCAUCCUGCCAAGGAUCGGGAAGGUUCGAAGUUAAAUCUGGCUGUGGCGCACACCGGCGUUUUGGUCUUCCAGACACACACGAGGAUCAACGCCUUCAACUGGUCCAAAAUACGCAAGUUGAGCUUCAAGCGAAAACGUUUCCUCAUCAAGCUAAGGCCAGAUCUAAAUAGCUCCUAUCAGGACACGCUGGAGUUUUUGAUGGCCAGCAGGGAUUGCUGUAAAGUCUUCUGGAAGAUCUGUGUGGAAUAUCAUGCCUUCUUCCGCCUCUUUGAGGAACCUAAACCCAAACCCAAGCCUAUGCUCUUCACACGAGGAUCUUCCUUCAGAUUUAGCGGUCGCACACAGAAGCAGGUGAUUGAUUAUGUGAGGGAAUCAGAGUUCAAGAAGAUCCCAUUUGAAAGGAAACACAGCCGGGUCCGAUACAGCAGUCGAGUUCAACACAACAGUCGCCUGUCGCCGCUGCCUUCUCCUCGCCACCAUGAAGUGCCAUCAGAAAGUGGUGUUCCCGAGGACUUGUCCUCUUCUUCUCCUCCUCGGCGUCACUGGAAGGAGUCGGUGCUCGUCAGUGCCGAAGACCCAGCGGCUUCACGGACUUCAAAGAUGAGCCCGAACCAUCAAAGAAACGGCCACGAAGACAGAAAGGAGUCCGUUUCCAAGCCUGAGGAAUCAAGAGGGUCUACACAACAGAUGUCCCCAGAACAUCCGAGCCAAGGUCCAGCAUCUUGGUUUGCCAAAGGCAGCAGCUCAGCCACGAGUUGUGUAGAUAGUGAGUUGAACAUGGGAAGGGAGCAGGCCAGCAGAACAAAUCAAGGUUAUGGUGAGGACUUCAAUUUGCGUCGGGGUUCAGGUUCCCAGCAGGAGCAUUUACUGGGCAAGACGCAGUACAGGGAAUCUCCUUUGCUCAACAUGAACCAUGAGCCAUAUCGGUCUCUCACGCAGUCACGUCCAAAGUUUGACCUUAGUCCUGGUUACAGCACAGUGGGGGAAAUCAGAGGCCAUAACAGAGAGAGGCAGAGCAGCAGCCCCCUCCCAGGUCAACAUAUGAUUGGCUCAAGGAGUGUUGUCUCCAAUCCUGCCAAUAAACCCACCCACCAAGCUCCUUCUCUCUCUCACGCUGAGCAGAAUGGCUACACGUCCCUCCUGUUUAAUGACACAAGAUGCUCCCCCCACCCGAGCCGAUCGCCUCGCUUACACAAUCUCCAAAAAGUACAUCACGCCCCGUGUGCAGACCCGCAUCAGGGUGCGUCCCCACCAGGGCCAGAUUCACGCCCGGUCAUGUCUCGGGCCGAGCGCAUGGCAGCUCUCGAGCGGCGCAUGACGGCCAACGGCCUCACGGCCCCGGGGAGGUUCCGGGCCGGAAAGAAACGGUUAGGACAGGUCGGAGUCAAACACGUGGAGGCCGUGCAAAUGUGUGAGGGCUCCACCACCAGUGGGUCAGAGUCAAGCGAGUCUGAGGGAGAGGACAGAGGGAACUGCAGCAACAGUACGGUGGAGGCUAGCGCUCCUAUACCGAGAAACAAAUUCUCCUUUGGGAGCCUCCAGCUGGACGAGGAGGCAGAGGAUGAGGAUGGAUGCCAUAAUUUUAGUGAUGAGGAAGGUGUGGCUCCCCACAGCCCUCCGCCGUCCGGACAUCCCCACGGGAUGGUGAACGGUCAGAAGUCCCUGGAGUUGUGCAGCCACAGUCUCGACGGCCGUCAGCCUUCGCCUCUGACCAGCCCGCUACUCAACGACGCCUGCAGCAUUCGCACUGAUGAUGAAGAUGAGGUCCGGAGAAAGAGGUUUCCCACUGAUCGAGCCUAUUUCAUCGCCAAAGAGCUGCUGACCACAGAGAGGACAUAUCUAAAGGACCUGGAGGUGGUGACUGUGUCUUUCCAGAGUGUUGUGGGACAAGACGAGGAGACCCCUGACUCCCUGAAGAACACCAUCCUCUCCACCUUUGAGCCGCUUCACAAGUUUCACACUGGUUUCCUCAGGGAGGUGGAGCAGAGGCUGGCUAUUUGGGAAGGACGUUCCAAUGCACACAUUAAAGGAGACUGCCAGCGCAUUGGAGAUGUGAUGCUGAAAAACCUUCAAGCUUUGAAGCCUCUGACAACAAACAUGCACAAGCACUCUGACAUCCUCCUCGAGCUGGAGAAGGCGUGCAAAGCGUCCCGUAGGGUGGAAAAUUUAUGCAGAGACUUCGAGCUGCAAAAAGUGUGCUACAUCCCCCUGAAUGUCUUCGUCCUGCGACCUCUCCACCGCCUCAUCCACUACAAGCAGAUCCUGGAGCGCCUGUGCAAACACUACCCAGCAACUCAUGAGGACUUCAGGGACUGCAGAGCUGCUCUGGCAGAUGUUUCUGAGGUGGUGGACCAGCUCCAGGGGAGUCUAAUCAAGAUGGAGAACCUCCAGACGCUGCUGGAGCUACAGAAGGAUUUGCUCGGUGUUGACAAUCUUGUGGUUUCUGGUCGAGUAAGUCUGAAUUAUAACUGGAAAAUUAUUUGCCCAGCUUUUAAGACAUGCACACACCUAGUAUUUCAUUAUUAUUAUUAUUGUUAUUAUUAUUAUUAUUAUUAUUAUUAUUAUUAUUUUUGUCUUUUUCAGGAGUUCAUCAGGUUAGGCUGCCUUAGCAAACUGUCCGGAAAAGGCCUUCAGCAGCGAAUGUUUUUUCUGUUUAAUGACGUCAUUUUGUACACGAGUCGAGGGAUGACACCGACCAAUCAGUUCAAAGUGCACGGGCAGCUGCCUCUCCGUGGCAUGACAAUCAGAGAGAGCGAGGAGGAGUGGGGUGUGCCUCACGCCUUCACCCUGGUUGGACAGGGACAGUCGGUGGUGGUAGCAGCAAGUUCACUGACAGAGAUGGAGAAGUGGAUGCAGGACAUCAAGAUGGCGAUAGAGACGGCAAAGACCAGCAACGGUCCCACGUCGGACGUGCUGACCUGCACGCUGACUGAUAACAAAUGCCCGGAGGACUCCUCGGCGGAGGCAGAGUCCGAGGACGACACGUCAGCUUUAAAUACGUCGCUGGAGAAGCCCGCAGCUCACCGUGGCAAUACCAUGGUGCACGUGUGCUGGCACAGGAGCACCAGUGUGUCCAUGGUGGACUUUAGCGUAGCUGUGGAGAAUCAGCUGUCGGGAAACCUGCUGCGAAAGUUCAAGAACAGCAACGGGUGGCAGAAGCUGUGGGUGGUCUUCACCAACUUCAGUCUGUUUUUCUACAAAUCUCACCAGGAUGAUUAUCCUUUGGCCAGCCUCCCUCUGCUGGGAUACUCGGUCACUGUUCCCGCUGAAAAUGAAAACAUUCACAAGGACUACGUCUUCAAGCUACAUUUUAAGUCUCAUGUGUACUACUUCAGAUCGGAAAGUGAAUACACUUUUGAGAGGUGGAUGGAGGUCAUUCGCAGUGCUACGGUCUCCUCCAGCCAGGCCCGCCUCCUGAACAGCAAAGAUCCGCACCCUCACUGAUUCAGUCGGAGUUGAUUUUUUUUGUUUUUUUUCCCCCCGUAUCGCAUAUGGGUGGCAUCUGCCCGUCUCGUCCUGCCCCGUCCCUCAGCGACACUUUGCUUUCCUUCUCUACACAUCUGGGACAUUUAUACAUGUGUACAUGCACAGUUUGUGCUCUUUAUUUUUUAAUGCUUUAAAUGGUGACACGUCCGCUGGUUUAGACUGCAUCAGAGACUGCGUUUUUAUUCUCCAACUCUAAAACCUCUUUUUAACGGAUGUCAUUUUAUACAGCUUUUCUAACGGUCUGAAUCACUUUCCAGACUCUGGUUUUACAUUUUGUCAUUUUUGCAGCGGGAACACGUGAUGUAGACUCUUUCUUAGGCGGUAAAACUUCUCCCAGCGUUGUCAGUUUUGUUUUGAGCUUGAAAGUUCUGAGCUGCAUUGUCAGUGCCAAAUUGGUUUGUAGCAACGUCAGGGACUUUUUAAGGAGUAGGAUGGGUCCCCCUGUCUGCUCAUAAGAAACAGACCACCCUUUAACUGUAAAAGCUCUGCUCCCAGCUGGCCCAGCACAACAUUGUUGUUGAAGAAAUGGAUGAAAGCAUACAAUUAUUUUACUACCAGUGGUAGCUGCCAUCAUCACAAAUGCUGUCUUAAAUAAAGUCAUUCUUCUACUUGCUGAUCUUCA